GAGCCCCGCGCGAGUGCUCUGCGAGGCGGGCCGCAGGGAGGGAGGCGCGAAGAGGGCGCGAGGGUGGCAGCCGGAGGGAGCCACCGCCCCUGGCCGCCCGGGUCCCCGCGGGGCGCAUGGGGCGCUUCGAGCCGGGAUCGCGCGAGGGCCCGGCGCCCAGCUUCCUGCUGCCCUGAGAAGCCGCGCCGGGACGCCCCCAGGACCCCAAGCUGCCGGGAGGAUGACCAUGGCCGGGGGCAGGAGAGGACUGGUGGCCCCGCAGAACACGUUUCUGGAGAAUAUUGUCCGGCGGUCCAGUGGUAAGAGAUACUAAUUUUGUGUUGGGGAAUGCCCAGAUAGUGGACUGGCCUAUCGUGUACAGCAAUGACGGAUUUUGCAAGCUGUCUGGCUAUCACAGGGCGGAAGUGAUGCAAAAAAGCAGUACCUGCAGUUUUAUGUAUGGGGAGCUGACCGAUAAAGAUACAAUUGAGAAGGUGCGGCAAACGUUUGAGAACUAUGAGAUGAAUUCCUUUGAAAUUUUGAUGUACAAGAAGAACAGGACACCUGUGUGGUUCUUUGUGAAAAUUGCUCCAAUUCGAAAUGAACAGGAUAAAGUGGUUUUAUUUCUUUGCACUUUCAGUGACAUAACAGCUUUCAAACAGCCAAUUGAGGAUGAUUCAUGUAAAGGCUGGGGGAAGUUUGCUCGGCUGACCAGAGCGCUGACAAGCAGCAGGGGCGUCCUGCAGCAGCUGGCUCCCAGUGUGCAGAAAGGCGAGAAUGUCCACAAGCACUCCCGCCUGGCUGAGGUUCUGCAGCUGGGCUCAGACAUUCUUCCUCAGUACAAGCAAGAGGCACCGAAGACUCCCCCUCACAUUAUCCUACAUUACUGUGUUUUUAAGACCACGUGGGAUUGGAUCAUCUUGAUCUUAACCUUCUACACAGCCAUCCUGGUCCCUUAUAACGUCUCCUUUAAAACCAGGCAGAACAACGUGGCCUGGCUGGUUGUGGAUAGCAUCGUGGAUGUUAUCUUUUUGGUGGACAUUGUGCUGAAUUUUCAUACUACCUUUGUUGGACCAGCUGGGGAGGUGAUCUCUGACCCCAAACUCAUCCGCAUGAACUACCUGAAGACGUGGUUUGUGAUUGACCUUCUGUCCUGUUUGCCAUAUGAUGUCAUCAACGCUUUUGAGAACGUGGAUGAGGGCAUCAGCAGCUUGUUUAGCUCACUGAAGGUCGUUCGGCUGCUUCGUCUGGGGCGAGUGGCCCGUAAGCUGGACCACUACAUUGAAUACGGAGCUGCUGUGCUGGUCUUGCUGGUGUGCGUGUUUGGGCUAGCCGCUCACUGGAUGGCCUGCAUUUGGUACAGCAUCGGGGACUACGAGAUCUUUGAUGAAGACACCAAGACCAUCCGCAACAACAGCUGGCUCUACCAACUGGCGAUGGACAUUGGCAGCCCUUACCAGUUUAACGGGUCCGGCUCAGGGAAGUGGGAAGGCGGUCCCAGUAAGAAUUCUGUCUACAUCUCCUCGUUGUAUUUCACUAUGACCAGCCUUACCAGCGUGGGCUUUGGCAACAUUGCCCCCUCCACAGACAUCGAGAAAAUCUUUGCGGUGGCCAUCAUGAUGAUUGGCUCCCUUCUGUAUGCCACCAUCUUCGGGAACGUGACCACCAUUUUCCAACAGAUGUAUGCCAACACCAACCGGUACCAUGAGAUGCUCAACAGCGUUCGGGAUUUCCUGAAACUCUACCAGGUGCCAAAGGGCUUGAGUGAGCGAGUCAUGGAUUACAUCGUGUCCACCUGGUCCAUGUCCAGAGGCAUCGACACCGAGAAGGUUCUGCAGAUCUGCCCCAAGGACAUGAGAGCCGACAUCUGCGUGCACCUGAACCGCAAGGUGUUCAAGGAGCACCCAGCUUUCCGCUUGGCCAGCGACGGCUGCCUGCGGGCACUGGCCAUGGAGUUUCAGACAGUGCACUGCGCCCCAGGGGACCUCAUCUACCACGCAGGAGAGAGUGUUGACAGCCUCUGCUUUGUGGUCUCCGGCUCCCUGGAGGUUAUCCAGGAUGAUGAGGUGGUGGCUAUCCUAGGGAAAGGAGACGUGUUUGGAGAUGUGUUCUGGAAGGAAGCCACUCUGGCCCAGUCCUGUGCCAACGUGAGGGCCCUGACCUACUGCGACCUGCACGUGAUCAAACGGGAUGCGCUUCAGAAAGUGCUGGAAUUCUACACGGCCUUUUCCCACUCCUUCUCCAGGAACCUCAUUCUCACCUACAACUUGAGGAAGAGGAUUGUGUUCCGGAAGAUCAGCGACGUGAAACGGGAGGAGGAAGAGCGCAUGAAACGCAAGAAUGAGGCCCCCCUGAUCUUGCCCCCGGACCACCCUGUCCGCCGACUCUUCCAGAGGUUCCGGCAGCAGAAGGAGGCCCGGCUGGCCGCGGAGCGGGGCAGCCGCGACCCCGACGACCUGGACGUGGAGAAGGGCAGCGCCCUCCCUGAGCACGCCUCAGCCAACCACAGCCUGGCGAAGGCCAGCGUGGUGACCGUGCGUGAGAGCCCCGCCACACCCGUGGCCUUCCAGGCGGCCUCCUCGGCGGCGGUGGCGGACCACGGCAGGCUGUACGCGCCCGGGGCCGAGUGCCUGGGCGCCAGGGCCGGCGGCGGCGACUGCGCCAGGCGCAAGGGCUGGGCCCGCUUCAGGGAUGCAUGCGGCAAAGCCGAGGACUGGAGCCAGGUGGCCAAGGCCGAGUCCAUGGAGACGCUCCCCGACAGGACCAAGGCAUCCGGAGAGGCCACCCUCAAGAAGACGGACUCGUGUGACAGCGGCAUCACCAAGAGCGACCUGCGUCUGGACAGCGUCAGCGAGGCCAGGAGCCCCCAGGACCGGAGCCCCAUCUUGGCGGAGGUCAAGCAUUCUUUCUACCCCAUCCCCGAGCAGACGCUGCAGGCCACAGUCCUGGAGGUGAAGCACGAGCUGAAGGAGGACAUCAAGGCCUUGAACACCAAAAUGACAAAUAUUGAGAAACAGCUCUCUGAGAUACUCAGGAUAUUAACUUCCAGAAGAUCCUCUCAGUCUCCGCAGGAGCUGUUUGAGAUAUCGAGGCCCCAGUCCCCAGAAUCAGAGAGAGACAUCUUUGGAGCAAGCUGAGUGGUCUGUUUAAAAAAAAAGAAGAAGAAGAAGAAAAAAGGUCAAAGAUAAAGCCCCGCCUCCCUGCCCUAGACACCACCCCCCCACACACACCUACAGGACCACCAACUUCCAAAGUAGGCUCUUCCUGACGGAGAAUCAGAGCCGGCUGGUCGCUCAGGCCCACGCCCGCGCUCUCUCUCUCUCUCUCUCUUUGGGAGCAGACGUGGGAAGAGGCGCGUGCUACCGCCCUGCAGGAUGGCAGCUGCUCUUGAACUGUCUGCACAAUUUUGGAAGAGGGGGGCAUGCUGUCUAAAGGGUAUUUUCCUUCAUUUUUAAUUUUUUACUGCCACAAUCUUUGUAAAAGAUGACAACCACUAGAAAAGAGGAGCAGCUAUUUGGGGAUUGGUGGGAGCGCCCCGGAGAACCCCUUAUGGCUUCUCCCCCCAGGCUGGGCUCCUGCGCCAAGACCCCAAAGACUGUGGUGGGCACAGGGUUUUCCCAGCAUUCCCUGUCCUUGUACAGCCCAUGUCUGCCAUCACCUUCUAUUUUCCUACAGUAGCAUUUGUAACAAGCCCGGGACAAGGGGAGCUUCAGGGACAGGGAGGGCAGAGCCUUGCAACUUUCUGUCUGUCAUGGUUAAGGCCAGAAAGCAGUGAGGUGCUCUGGGUGCCUCCCAUUGACACUGAAAGCCGGGAAUCCUCAGGUCUCCUCUCCCAGUAGAGGAGCCAGAGAGGGGCCUCCAGGAAGCAGCCUCUCCGGGCCGUGGUCUGCAGCCUGCUGUCCUGGGAGAGGCCACAGGGAGGGCUCCAGAAGCCUCACAGGCACCUCUGGCCCUGCCCCAUGCCACUGUCCUCCUCGCGUGGGCCCCUUCGCUUCUUUUCCUUCUCGAUCUCUCCCCCAGUGUUCCCAUGGCCUUCCUCAGGGCGUGUGGCAUCGGCAGGAAGGGCGAUGAGCCCAGAGUUGCUUUAUUAGCAAAGCAGACACAGACACACACACAUACAACCUCAGAAAAACGAUUGUAGCAAGUCCCAUGUUUAUAUUAUGAUUCUCACUGGGAUUGAUGGCCCCUCAGAAGUUUGUAUUUUGCCCACUGCAUGGGGUCAUCAGAGGACCCUUGGGAUCCAUGCUUGGCCUUACUUUAAAAUUUUAACUUCUUUUUCUGCUACCACAGUCAGUAGGACUUCAGGAGGAAGUGCGAAGCCUGCAGGGCCACUUGCUUCAGGAGCGGCAGAAAGAGAACGAGGCAGUGGUUCUCCAGCUGGCUCUGUAGGGUGCUGGGGUUGGCGGCCCAGGAAGGCAUGAGCUCAGAGCGAUGGUCCCAGAGCCCCAAGUCCCUACGCCAUGAUGCUCGGGGACACUCCACUGCCUCCUAGGCACCUGGGGUCAAAUUAUUCAUGUGUCCGGGCGCCUUCCAGGGGCGUCUGAGAAAGGAAAGAGGUCUCUCCCAGGCCUAAUGGAACUAACUCAGGUGUAUGCCCUGCAGAGAGGGUCAGGACCCCAAAACUUGACAAGCGAGGUUAGAAGUGCAGCUCUAAGCACUAGCUUGGAGAGGGAAUUAGGAGUGCAGGGGAUCCAGGGCGCUGGCGUGCUGCGUGGGUCACGCCGCAGCACCUCACCCCUGCACCUGGCAUGGCUUUGCUGCACAGAUCCUGAUCCUGUUAGUCCCCUCAGUACUGAAGGGGACCUGCCAGGGUGGGACUGGCCCUAUAAAGAUACUCGGCAUCUCUGAAGGCCUCCUGUCAGCACCCACCUACCCCCCUGCCCUUUGGUCCUGCUCAGUGGCCAUGACAGGUCCCAGGACUUGGCCUUAGCUGUCUGUGCGGAAUGGGGCUGUCCUCUCCUGGCUCCCACUGGCACAGGUGGCCCUGGGGAACAGAGGUCCAGGAGGUCGAGAGAAGGUUCCUUCUCCAGGGGUCCCAUGCACUUAGGCCGCUGCUCAUGGGAGGCUUAUCGGGGUGGCUCCUGGCUUCCCGAGGCUGCGACAUUAUUCGAUUUAGCCUCAGAUGGCAGAAUACAAAGAAGAGGAAGUCUAAUUUCCCAAGGCCGAGUCAUGACUGUUCGUGACUCUGGAUAAAGCAUUGAGACUUUAAGGCUCCUUGAGAAGCUGCCAGCUAGUCCAGAGGCUAUAAAAGAUCUGGAAUCCCAUCUGCCCCAGAAUGUUCUAGUUUGGCAUUCCUUAAAUGUGCUCAUUAGCCCUCUCCUGAAGUUUAGUCCCCACUACUUUCAAGUCAGGGCAAGGGCCCUAAUAACUCCAUCGUCCAGCUUCAGAAGCACCUGCCCGGCUCUCUGCGGGCUUGAUGACAGGCUCCUGUCCAGCGCCCUGCAGGCCAACCUAGAGGGCCCUUCCCUUCCCCACUGACUCUGCCAGAGGGCACAGGUGCCCCCAUUGGGGUCUGAGGGGCAAAGACGCCGAUGUGCCAGGCUUGAAAGUCCACACUUUUGGGGGAAAAAUAAAGCUUCAUGAUUGUACUUGUGGAUUGACUCCUAGGACCUGAAUGGGGCUCAUGACCAGAAGCCUGGAUCCUGCAGAGGGAAUGUGCUCAUCUCGGGGUCGCAGGGCCCCCAUGUGAGCCUGUGGUGACAGAUGACCACAGUGUGGUUGGACGUGCUCUUAGUCUUCUCCACUUAAGGAUUAGAGGGACUUCUGCUUUCUUUCCUUUGAAAAAGAAAAUUUUUUUUUUAAAUGAGCCAAACCUUCUCUCCUUUCAUCUUUAUGACAUGCACUUGGCCGUGGGCUUUGUGCUAACUACCUACUCUUGCCUGGAUGCUGCUCUGGCUUCCCGAGCAAGGGCCACAAGCUUCAGAUACUGACCAAACCUCCCACUACCCGGCGGCUGAAGAUAGCUUAGGGAAACACAGCGUCACCAGGUGUCGGACCGAACAUUUAGACUUUAGAAGUUAUGCUGAGAGAUAUUUACCCGAGUUAUUGUUUCCCUUCCAAGGGAAGGGACAUAACGUAUGACACCAUCGCCCAGUACUUGCUGGGUACUUGAUCUCAUAGUUAAACUCCUUAACCUUGAAUGUUAUUCGUAGGGAGGCUCCGCUUCCCAGAGAAGGUCCCAGCUUUGGGGCCGGAGGUCCUGCGUCCGCACUUGGCUGCUUGUUGACCGUGCUCUGCUCUCCCCACUGACGGAGGUGUGGGGGUGAGGCUUGAGUCUAUGAAAUAAGACAGCCAACAAGACAGUGCGCUCGUUCUCGGUGAGGACGCAGACUCCAGACUGAGCUGCUGGCCCAUACCCCUGCAAGGACACCUCCACCAAGUGUGACAAGGUUCCCCCGGGAAGGAAAGGGAGGCAGCCCUCUGGUCGAGAAGCCCUGGUUUCGUGCGCAACUUUGAUAUCUGCACCUUCAACCACCGCACUCUCUCAUGCUCAUACCUGGCUUGUUUCUCAGACCAUUCUUGAUAUUCUCAACCUCAGGCUACAUCUGUGUGCAGAGUUCGCCACCAGUAGCAGGCAACCAGUGGCUCGAAACAUCUCUGACGCUACAACAGCAUGGUCCCCAGUGUUUCAGAGCGGUUCCCGUUUCUGGCUAUCCAAUUCCUGGGCCUGUGUUACCCUCAACCUCCUAGAUCCUAUGUGCUGUUGCUGGCCAAACAUCAGGCCCUUUUCUGGAACCUUCUUUCAGAAGUGGAGCCAGCAUGGCUCAGAGUAAAAAAUGCACUGCACCACCACACCCCAUCCCGCAAGCUUCCCCUAUCGAAUCCUUCAGUGGAAGGUGAAAGUAAGAAGCCAGUCGUUAGAAUUUUUGUCCAAGCCUCUGUGGGGACUAAAAGAAUGCCUUAGGGGUCCCAGGUGAAGGGAGAGCCUCCUCUCCCCUUGGUGCAUUGACCACCAUAUGGCACAUGCACCCUGGAAAAUUUUGGAGCCCUGGUGGGGAUACAAGUUGCUGAUGUGCAUUUGAUAGACUGUACAAUGUUUUGCAAUAAAGAUGUUUAGCCUUAAGACCCUUGAAUGGAACUCCAGCUGGGAUGGAGCUGCCAACACUCCCCCUCCUCCCUCCUCAUGUCGUGUUGCUUAAAGAGGAACCCACUGAGGGCACGCUCAGACCCCAGGGUAGCCUCUCCUCUGUCACUAAAUUGUACUGCCUUCUCGCUCGCUUCAAUACCAAUACUUUCACCAGCUCCUGUGCCCUCCAGCUGGGGGUGGGGUUCACUGUCCCCUCAACACCGACCGCAGCCAUCAGAGAAAGUACCAUUUUCUCACACAAGGUAUUCACGUUGAGAAGUUUGGAUCUCCGCUCCCCUCCCCCACCACACACAGUUCAAAAGAAUCAAUGUGAAUUUGCAGCUUAAAUUAGUUUCAAAUGAAACUUCUUUCUCAUGCGAGCAAAUCAGACUUAUUCUGGAACCUCUAGAACUGGACUCGAAUGCCCCGCAGGUGCCGGACCUGGUGGGUGCCCCCCCCCGCCCCGCCUUUCAACCUAGAGCCAUGGUCUCUUUAUCUGUGACUUCAGAGUCGGUCAACGGAUCUACUAGUUGCUCAAUGAGAAGUUCACGGAUCUCAUAUCAGGAUACGAACAAUGAGAAAGACCGUCAUGAAGACAACAACCCCGCCCCAGUGAAUGUAUUCUCUUAAUAUUCAGACGUUCUAUUUGUGCAUCAGUUGAAAACUGCCCACAUCUAACGUUUCGCCAACGCCGUAAGGACACUUCUACUCCUGAGCAGUCCAUCAAUCUGAGGCUUUCCUUAUAUUGACACUCUUUCCAUUGAGUCCCGCCAAAUCCUUCAUUGGGUUUUUCUUUUUCCUUCGCAUCUGCCACUUUGUCCAAAUGAGCAUGAAUAGACAGAAGUGCAAAUGAGCUGAUACUAUUUUUAUGGUCAGUUUAUGCUGCCAGAAACUCCACUGUUAUGUGUGCAGCUUGGGAAUGGUAAGAGGAAUACGUGGGCCCCUCCAUGGAUGAUAUACCCUUCUCAACAUUUUUAAACAA
Molecule: messenger RNA, 8027 nt
Organism: Ailuropoda melanoleuca (giant panda)
Lineage: Eukaryota; Metazoa; Chordata; Mammalia; Carnivora; Ursidae
Gene: KCNH1
Product: potassium voltage-gated channel subfamily H member 1
Exons: 11
Coding region: 408-3116 (902 amino acids)
Biological process (GO): regulation of membrane potential; potassium ion transmembrane transport
Cellular component (GO): voltage-gated potassium channel complex; plasma membrane
Molecular function (GO): delayed rectifier potassium channel activity
Source: RefSeq, a predicted model, not a curated record